Molecule: messenger RNA, 1537 nt
Organism: Linepithema humile (Argentine ant)
Lineage: Eukaryota; Metazoa; Arthropoda; Insecta; Hymenoptera; Formicidae
Gene: Slimp
Product: Seryl-tRNA synthetase-like insect mitochondrial protein
Biological process (GO): seryl-tRNA aminoacylation
Cellular component (GO): mitochondrion
Molecular function (GO): ATP binding; serine-tRNA ligase activity; tRNA binding
Source: RefSeq, a predicted model, not a curated record
UACUAUGACGUGAGAAACAAUUUAGAUUGAAAAAUGACUAACAAUUUAUGCAAAUUCACAUACGCUUUAAAGCGUUGUAGAACUUUAACAGAUAUCGUUCAUAGAAGAACUUCUUUUUCGAACUUUAAGAGAGGCUACAGUUCAGCACUAUAUAUUUCUGGCAAUAAGGCUUAUAAAGCCUUUGCGUACCUAUCACCAUAUCUAGACUUUGACGAGAGAUUUGCCAAUAUAGAUAAAUUGCAGAAGGAACUAGCAUUGCGUGGGAUGAACAUUGAUGCCGUUCAGUUAGAGAAGACAUGGGAGUUUUAUCGAAAAGCAGCUGCAGACAAGCUUGCGUUGGAAAAGCACAAUUCGGAGCUCACAAGUCGUAAGAAUUUAUUGCUGGAAGUCAACGCCGAGCGUAAUGCUGAGGAGGAAAAGGAACUACUCAAAUUAAAGACGCAGAUCCAGAUCGUACGGCAAGAUCUAAAGAUGAUGAAAGAAGCGAUUUGGGAUCUGGAUGAAAAAGUGAUAGAGAAACUGUUGAAAUUACCGAACGAGCUGGAUCCGAGGACACCGGCUGGCGAGCCGAUAGUGUUAAAAAGCAUCGGUAGCGCGCCCAAGUUGUCCGAAAAAAAUAGAGAUCACAUCGAGAUCGGGACGAGGUUGGAUCUGCUGGAGUACAAGGACCCACUCCAUUCUUAUUUAUGCAACGACGCGGCCUUAUUCGAGCUCGCUGUGCUGGCAUACGCCGGCCAGGUGCUCGGCGAGAACAACAUGGUCAAAGUUAUCGGCACGGAUUUCAGCCGUAGUCUCGUAGUGGAAGCUUCUGGCUUAAAUCACGAGGACCCCGCGGCCGCCUUUCUCCUAGACAAUCACAACGAGGUCGAGAGAGGCUCGCCGAAUCGCAUGCACCUGGUCGGUGGCGCGAGCCUUGCUUCCUUCCUGAUAUUGCACACGAAGCAGCAGAUCAAUCCCAACUGCUUUCCACUGAAGUAUUACUCCACCGGCAGGCAGUACACACCGUUGCCGCGAGAUUCGCGCGCUUGCGGCUUGUUUACGGCUUGCCAGGCAUCCGCGGCACACGUUUUCGUCAUGGCGAAAGACGCGAAGAGCGAAGAGUACGAAACGCUGUUUGAGGAACUUCUGGAAACCGUCUGCACCGUAUACGAUCAUCUGUGCGAUCAUUAUCGCGUCGUUAUGCGAUCCGCGUCCGAACUGCAAUCCUGCGAGGGCUUGCGCGUAUCUUUUGAGAUGUGGUCGCCGUUUGCGAGCCAGUACAUCGAAAUCGGUCACCUAUCCGCGUGCGGCGAUUAUUUCAGCAAGAGAUUGCUGAUUGCUUAUCAAACGCCCAGCGGUAGAAACUUUCCCGCGGUGAUAACCGGCACCGUUCUCUCCGUUCCGCGUCUACUGGCUUGUCUGCUCGAACAGAAUCCCGAUAGAUUCGUCAUUCCGCCGAAAGUAGCAGAAUUUAUGCCCUAACAUUGUUAUAUAAAGUAGUAAUCGAAGAACCUUAUAUGUAUAUAUAUUUAAAAAAUAUAUGUAUAAUAAAUCUACA